ACUUUAUGUGUUUAGGCUGUUCAUUUACACGACAAUGGUGUUUUGGGGGCCGGACAAUACUAACACUUGAAGACAGGUUUUUGAAAAUGAUCCUGUAUCUCCAUGUGAACUACAAAAACACGGAUCUGUGAAAACAGUGACAGAAUGCACAUGCAUAUAUUGUGUUUAGACUACAGGAAUGUGAUUUUGGCACAAGUGCUCGGUAAAAGAAUGCAUAUGUGCGCAGUCUUUCUUUACAAAGUGACAUCGCCAACUAGGGGCCUGCCGUGAAUAAUACAGUGUUUUUUUUUGUCGUUUUCAUGGAUCAGUGUGUAUGGGAAUCUUUGCCAACAUUGUCAUCUAUACAAAGAAAAAUUUUUUUAGUUUUUAGUAUAUCAUUGUUUAUCCUCAGUCUGUCAUUUUGUCUCUCCACACAGUUUCACUCCCAUGUCUUUUGUUUCUUGAUAAACUGGUUUUGUUUUUCUGCAAUGGUUCUGGUUUAACAGGUUUAAGUUCUAAAGAAAGCUUCCUGCUCCACCGUUCAUGAAAAUACAGAAUUGAAAGCAGUUUCAAAACAACAACUGCUCAAGACGCCAGUUCAGUGGAGGAAUAGAAGAAUCUACAUCAUUAUUCAUGCUGUGACUCUGAAAGGACAAUGGCGUCUGUUGAAGAACUGCUUGAGAAAUCACUGAAGGAACUGGUAGAAGCUGAACUGAAGGAGUUUCAGUGGUACUUAAAGAAUGAUCAUAAGUGUAUAUCAAGGUCUGAUGUGGAGAAAGCAGAUAUCUUAGACACAGUGGAUAAGAUGGUGGCAUGUUUUGGACCAGAAGAAGCUGUGAAGAACACAGUUGAGAUCCUGAGGAAGAUAAACCAGAAUAAUCUGGCUGAGCAGCUAGAGAACAAACACAAGCAAGAUCAGGCUAAAGGCAAUAUGAUGACAUUUGCCACCGUUGUAGCUCCUUCUAAAGAGAAAUGUGGCUCAAGUGCAGACAACAAUCAAGAUGCUCUUCAUGAUUACAAAGAUUCCAGCCUCAGACUGAGGAACAAAUUAAAACGGGACUACAGCCGGAUAUUGGUUGGUAAUUCACAGACCGGUCAUCGGGAAUACCUGGACGAUAUUUACACUGAUUUAUAUGUGGUGGAGAAUGAGACCGGAGGAAUAGUGAAUGAGCAUGAGGUGAUACAGAUUGAAUCAAGUCACAACCGAAUAACUGCCAAAGAGACACCAAUCAAGUGUAAUGACAUGUUUAAAGUCCAGUGUGACUCGGGGCGACAAAAUGGAAAUGUGCUGACAAUAGGGAUUGCAGGAGUGGGAAAAACUGUCUCUGUCAAUAAAUUCAUCCUUGACUGGGCUGAAGGAAAAGAAAACCAGGAUAUAGUCUUCAUAUUUCCACUUCCAUUCCGUAGACUUAAUUUGAUUAAAGAAGAGUACAGUCUCAUGGGACUACUUAACAAAUACUUCUUUAGUCCUGAAGAACUGUCCUCUCUUCCUGAAGAUGAUGGUAAGGUCAUGUUCAUCUUUGAUGGGCUUGAUGAAUGUCGCUUCCCUCUAAGCUUUAAGGAGGAUGACACAUUCACAGAUUUGAAAGAAAAAACAACAAUAAGUAAAAUAAUAACAAACCUUAUCAAGACACAUCUGGUUCCCUCUGCUCUCAUCUGGAUCACAUCCAGACCAGCAGCAGCCAGUCUGAUACCCCGAGACUACAUUGAUAAAGUGACAGAAGUGCGAGGAUUUAACGAUGACCAGAAAGUGCAAUACUUCAAAACAAACAGCAGUCCUGAAGUUUCUGAUAACAUUAUCAGUCAUAUAAGGAAAUCCAGGAGCCUGCACAUCAUGUGCCACAUCCCUGUCUUCUGCUGGAUCUCUCUCACUGUUCUUCAGCCUCUACUGGCUCAAGAGAGCAAUGACAAAACUCCCACAACUCUCACAGGGAUGUACACAAACUUCUUACUUACUCAGCAGCAACAGAUGGAAAAAAAAUACAAAGAUAAUCAUGAACCUAAAGCCAAUUUUGAUCAGAUUAUUCUAAAACUUGGGAAACUGGCAUUUCAACAGCUGAAGAAAGGUCAACUGAUUUUCUACAAAAAAGAUCUUGAGGAAUGUGGACUAGAUGUCAGUGAAGGGUCAUUGUACUCAGGGCUUUGCACCCGGAUGUUUCAGGAGGAAAAGGUUUCAGCAAGAAAAGUUUACAGCUUCGUACAUCUCAGUGUACAGGAAUUCCUUGCUGCUCUCUAUGUGUUUUUGAUUAGCAAAGAGAAGAAAGCAAACCCAUUUGUUGAAUCCUGGAGAGAAAAUCUGACAUGGAAACUCUCCAAAAAGCCACUGUUUCAGCUUCAUAAGGCUGCGAUCAACAAGGCUUUACAUAGCGAGAAUGGACACCUGGACCUUUUCCUUCGCUUCUUUCUGGGUCUCUCUCUGGAAUCCAAUCAGAGAGACCUAGAGGUAAUGCUGCCAAAACUGAAACUACAAACAGAGAAUGUUAAAGACACUGUUGACUAUAUCAAACAGACAAUAGAGACAGAAAAAUCAGUAGAGAGGACCAUCAAUCUCUUCCACUGUCUGAGUGAACUAAAAGAUGACUUUGUGGAGGAAAUCCAAAAGAAUCUGAGCUCAGGAAAUCUUUCAGCACAGAAUCUCUCCUCUGCUCAGUGGUCUAGCCUGGUGUUUGCGCUUCUGAUGUCAGAAGAGGCUCAAGAGAAGUUUGAACUGCAAAAAUACAGAAGAUCUGAUGAAGCACUAACAAUAAUGCUGCCAGUCAUCAAAAACACCAGAAGAGCACUACUACAGAGCUGUAAUCUCACUUCUCAGUCUUGUAAAAGUUUGUUAUCAGUUUUACAAUCCUCAAACUGUGUUCUGAGAGAGCUUGACCUGAGUAACAAUGACCUGCAUGAUUCAGAAGUUAAGCUUCUUUCUGAUGGACUGAAGAGUCCAAACUGUCAGCUGGAGAUACUGAGAUUUUCCAAAUGUAAUCUCACUGCUCAGUGUUGUGAGAGUUUAUCAUCAGUUUUACAAUCCUCAAUCUGUGCUCUGAGAGAGCUGGACCUGAGUAACAAUGACCUGCAGGAUUUAGGAGUGAAGCUCCUUUCUGAUGGACUGAAGAGUCCAAACUGUCAGCUGGAGAUACUGAGAUUGUCUGGCUGUAUGGUGACAGAGGAAGGCUGUCAUUAUGUGUCUUCAGCUCUGAGUUCAAACUCCUCACACCUGAGAGAGCUGGAUCUGAGCUACAAUCACCCAGGAGAUUCAGGAGUCAAGUUGCUCACCGAUACAGUCAUCCAUCAAAACUGCCCACUGGAUAAACUCAAUGUGGAUCACGGGGGAGAGAUCAGGAUUACAGCAGGAGUAUGCAAAUAUUCCCAUCAGCUCAAUCUGGAUCUGAACACUGUGAAUAAAUAUCUACAUCUGUCUGAGAGGAACAGAGUGAUUACUAACACUGACAAAGAGCAGUCGUAUCCUGAUCAUUCAGACAGAUUUGAUCGUUAUCCUCAGGUGUUGUGUAGAGAGAGUGUGUGUGGACGCUGUUACUGGGAGAUUGAGUGGAUUGAUGGUGUGGAUAUAUCAGUGUCAUAUAAGAGCAUCGGCAGGAAGGGAUUGGGUAAUGAGCAUGUAUUUGGGUAUAAUGAUCAGUCCUGGAGUUUGUACUGCUCUUCCUCCAGUUCCUCAUUCAGACACAAUAACAUAAAGACUGAACUCCCAGUAAAGUCCAUCAUCAGGAGAAUAGGAGUGUAUGUGGAUCACAGUGCAGGAACUCUGUCCUUCUACAGCGUCUCUGGAGACACAAUGAGCCUCAUCCACACAGUCCAGACCACAUUCACUCAACCGCUCUAUCCUGGGUUUGGUGUUUAUAUUGGAUCAUCAGUGAAACUGUGUUGA
This is a messenger RNA of Megalobrama amblycephala (Wuchang bream), 3850 nucleotides long. RefSeq names its product NACHT, LRR and PYD domains-containing protein 3-like. Gene Ontology annotation, molecular function: protein binding. The coding region runs from base 635 to 3850 and encodes 1071 amino acids. The transcript is spliced from 9 exons. Lineage: Eukaryota; Metazoa; Chordata; Actinopteri; Cypriniformes; Xenocyprididae. The record is from RefSeq and is a predicted model, not a curated record.